CUCUCGUCUGUGAGGCAUAUUACCGCUGGAGUUUCCCCGAAGAGCCCGCGGCUCAUGAUAUCUUGGGUCUGUCAAAUGAUUCCGCGUUGGACUAGUAUGUCUGUAGACGCGUCGAUUUUCUGAACCCCGAUAUUUUCAUGAAGCCUGGAGUUUGCCUAAGAAGCAUCCUAGUAGGCUAAUUGCCGAUAUGUAUGAGGUGAGCGGCAACACACAAUUUAACACAGUCACCCGAUUUUUGUGACUGCGUGCACCCACCAUCUCUUCAUGUUUAGUGCUUGUUUUUGACUUUCACCAUACUCCCGAGUCCCGGGCACUGGCCAGUCCAGCCACUAAAUCAAAACGUCGAAUAUCAAUGUUUGAACAACCCUUUUCUCAUUCUCUGAUACUUACCACCCUCUCGAUUUGUUUGACGUCACUGGCUGCAACUGCGGAUGAUUGGAGAACGCGAUCUAUAUACCAGAUUAUCACAGAUAGAUUUGCGCUUGCUGACAAGGACAAUGGCAUCGCUCCCACUGUCCAAUGUGAUACAGCUGCCCGUGACUACUGUGGCGGCUCGUGGAGAGGUGUCAUUGACCACUUGGACUACAUCAAGCAGAUGGGCUUUGAUGCGGUUUGGAUUUCUCCAGUCUACUCCAACAUUGAAGGUAUGACCCCUUAUGGUGCGGGUUAUCAUGGCUACUGGCCUCAGGACAUUUAUACCAUCAAUCAGCAUUUCGGUUCUGCGAACGAUCUAAAGAAUCUGAGCUCCGCUCUGCACGAGCGAGAUAUGUUCCUCAUGAUUGACGUUGUCGUUAACCACAUGGUUACAACACUACCUCUGAACGUCACUGCCUCAACCUUUGAGGCCCCUCAAAAUAGCUCGGCAACGGAUAUAACACCUUUCGCAGAUAUGGAUGACCUGCAUCCACUGUGUUUCAUCGAGGACUACAGUAACCAGACCGAAGUCGAACAAUGUUGGCUGGGCGACGCCACACUACCGUAUGCAGACGUGGAUACAGAGAACCCGAAUGUCGUAGGCACGCUCAACAACUGGAUUCAAGAUGUUGUGUCUAACUUUAGCGUGGAUGGUCUGAGACUCAGCACUGUGAAAUUCGUGUCUUCGCAGUUUUGGCAGGAUUUCACGCGAGAAGCAAGAGUAUUCACUAUCGGAGAGGUCAUGUCGAACGAUACUAAUUACACCAGCAGUUACACUCAGGUCAUGAAUGCGGUGCUUGAUUAUCCAACAUGGUAUGCUCUUGUACCAGCAUUCCAGUCCCCGGAGGGCAAUUUUUCUGCCUUAACCACUGUCGUGACGCAGUCGCAGCAGCUUUAUGCUAGCGGUGCAUUUAUGACUGGUUCCUUUCUAGAAAAUCAUGACCAAGCAAGGUUCAAACAUCUAGUCUCAGACGCUGCCCUUGUGGCUAAUGCAGUAGUUUGGCCUUUCAUACAUGACGGUAUCCCGAUUAUAUAUAAUGGCCAAGAACAGGGUCUUUCCAGAGGUUAUCCGCCAGCAAACCAUGAAGCUAUAUGGAUGACAAGAUACAAGAAUGAAAGUGCAGGGUAUCUUGCUUUCAAGAUCCUGAACCGUGCUCGCAAAAUUGCCAUAGCUGCCAAUACCUACUUUCUGACAACGCCGAUGGAGUUCCUUGAAACCAACACCAAUAACACCCUCGCAAUAUGGAAACCUCCAAUUCUCACCCUUCUUACGAAUGCAGGCUCUACCUCCGCUCGCUGGAAUGUCACGCACAAACUUUUCAGACCGCACCAGCAUAUUGUUGAUGUGUUGACAUGUGACGUUCACGUCACUGAUGAGCGCGGUGGCGUGACUGUGGAGAGUCCCGCGGGGCUGCCAAAGGUAUUCAUGUCAGUCACAACACUGAAGGAUAGUCCUGACUUGUGUCCUGCGAGUGACUCAAGUGGGGAAUUAGUGACUAGGAGGAUCUCAUGGUGGAUGACAGUUUAUGUCAUGAUAUGCGUCCUCUUCCUGUGGAUCGCAUAAGUCGCUUGUGAUCGGUGAAGUCCUCACUACUGUGCUCACUCUGAACAAUUCUAGAAUUCUCUCCAUGGUUGGGCACAACUGUCAACGCGCGUUCAUACCUUCGUCCGAUACAUUGAGUAGCCAAAACUAAUUUUUAUAUUACGUCUUCAGAAGAAUACAAAGCAUACAUGCCCACGUUUCAAUGUCGCCA
Molecule: messenger RNA, 2168 nt
Organism: Suillus subaureus
Lineage: Eukaryota; Fungi; Basidiomycota; Agaricomycetes; Boletales; Suillaceae
Product: alpha-amylase
Exons: 11
Coding region: 353-1978 (541 amino acids)
Biological process (GO): carbohydrate catabolic process
Molecular function (GO): alpha-amylase activity; calcium ion binding
Source: RefSeq, a predicted model, not a curated record